Schizophyllum commune H4-8 is the source of this 486-nucleotide messenger RNA. RefSeq names its product NADH dehydrogenase, alpha subcomplex, subunit 2. The coding region runs from base 55 to 333 and encodes 92 amino acids. Lineage: Eukaryota; Fungi; Basidiomycota; Agaricomycetes; Agaricales; Schizophyllaceae. The record is from RefSeq and is a predicted model, not a curated record. The transcript has 3 exons.
CGGCUUCUCACCCUCACCGCUCCGCUCGUCCUCGCUGCCGUCGUCCUCGCCGUCAUGUCGUUCGCCAAGGCGUUCUCCCCUGCACUCCGCGAGAUCAGGAUACUGUGCUCGCAAACGGGCCCGGCGUCCGCGGGCACUCGCCAGUUCAUCCAGAACAACUACCUGACUAUCAAGCAGCACAACCCAGACUUGCCAGUACUCAUCCGGGAAGCAACGGGUACGCCAGCGCGAGUGUUCGCGCGGUUUGAGAAGGGACAGGAGAAACAUGUUGAGCUAGAGAACGUUCCGGCAAAGGACGUCGAGAGCCAGAUUCUCAAGUUGCUACAAGCAUAAAUCGCUCGUGCAAUGUUAUGAUGACCGGCAUUACAUGAAGUCCUACCUUCGCCUCUCAACCAAUGAUCGGGCAGCACUUAUGCCCGGCGCUUGCAGGCUGCCCUUCCCUACGCACUUGUCCCUCUCCAUUUCAGACAUAUCAUGCUCUGGCGG